Messenger RNA from Myiozetetes cayanensis, 5132 nucleotides. RefSeq names its product FERM domain containing 1 (gene FRMD1). Bases 215 to 2044 code for a protein of 609 amino acids. Gene Ontology annotation, biological process: positive regulation of hippo signaling. The record is from RefSeq and is a predicted model, not a curated record. The transcript is spliced from 14 exons. Lineage: Eukaryota; Metazoa; Chordata; Aves; Passeriformes; Tyrannidae. Gene Ontology annotation, cellular component: cytoskeleton; cytoplasmic side of apical plasma membrane.
CUGGAUGCUGCAACGGAGGACACGGCAGAGCUCCGCGGCCGGGGCCACCCCACGCAGCAAGAAAAACAUCCCAUCACAUGCAUGCUGUGAGCUGCUUCCAGUGCCGACAGAAGCACGGCACUGAUGAUCUCGCCUUUUCAACAGGUGCAUGGGAUGAAGGGAGCCUGAGAACCCGUCUGGAGAGGAGACCCUGGUCCCUGUGGAGCUGCCCACCAUGAGCAGGGCACUGCUGACAGGCAGGAUGCAGCCAGAGAUCCGGAGUGUCUGUGUCUUCCUGCCCACCCGUGAGCAGCUCAGCCUAGCCGUGGGGGUCAAAGCCACUGGACAGGAGCUCUUUCAGCAAGUUUGUGAUGUAGUCAAGAUUAAAGAGCCUCACUUCUUUGGCCUCAGCAUUGUUAAAAAUAAUGAAUAUGUUUUUAUAGACCUGGAGCAGAAGCUUAGCAAAUACUUUUCAAAGGAGUGGAAGAAAGAGACCACCAAAGGAACAGAGAAAUUCAGCCCUCCUUUUGUUGCAUUCUUUAGAGUACAAUACUACGUAGAAAAUGGAAGAGUAAUAGGCGAUAAAGUGGCUCGGCAGCUCUACUACUGCCAUCUCAAAGAGCAAGUGCUUAUGUCUCGUUGCAAUCACAAAGAAGAAAUCUACUUCUUGCUGGCUGCCUACAGCUUACAGGCAGACUUGGGAAACUACAGAGAGAAGGUCCAUGCUGGCAAAUAUUUUGAACCUCAGGCUUAUUUCCCACAAUGGAUAAUUGCAAAGAGGGGGAGCGACUACAUCUUGAAACAUGCCCCAGAGAUGCACCGAGAACAGCAAGGGCUGAGCACUAAGGAAGCAGUUCUAAAGUUCAUUAAAGAGUCCUGCCUACUGGAAGAUGUGCCAGUCCACUUCUACAGACUGCAGAAGGAUAAGAAGGAGGAUCGACCAACAGUUAUCCUGGGCCUGACCCUGAGAGGAAUGCACAUCUAUCAGGAGGUGAAUCACGUUCGCCAGCUCCUCUAUGACUUUCCCUGGUCGCACAUUGGGAAGCUGGCCUUUCUGGGGAAAAAAUUCGAGAUCCAGCCAGAUGGCUUGCCCUCUGCAAGGAAACUGGUUUACUACACAGGCUGCCCCUUCAGGUCAAGGCAUUUGCUGCAGCUACUCAGCAACAGUCACCGGCUCUUUCUGAAUAUUCAGCCCGUGUUGAAGCAGAUCCAAAAACUGGAGGAGGCUGAAGAGAAGAAGCGCUACCGGGAGUCCUACAUCAGUGACACGCUAGACAUGGACCUGGACCCCUGCGACAAGAACUCCCGUGGCAGCGGGAGCAGUGGGGGCAGCCAGAGGGAUAACCGCCUCUCACGCCAGUCCACAGGGAGCCAUGGCAGCUCUCACACAUCGGGCAUCGAGGCUGACUCCAGGCACCGGGUGUCAGUGGAAAUGUCGGUGGAUGAGCCCUUCAGCAUCGACCGGGUGCAUAGGAAAGAGAAAUCUUGCAGCUCAACCAUCAGCUACGGUAGCUCUGGCAUUGACAGUGGCAGCAAAGGGCGGGCUGAAGACGACCCUCAGGAUGAUGAGCUUGAGCUGGCAGUAGAUGAGCCAGAGGAGAUGCCUGUAGAUGAGCCUUUAGAGGGAGACCAGUUAGAGGAGGCCACUGUGGGAGAGUCUGUUGAAUCUCUGCCUUUAGAUGCUGCUAGCUGCCAAGCUGUAAAUCACGGAUCGCUGUCUGUGGUGCAAGUCACGCUAAUCAAAAUGAGAGGCCAAAGCGUGGAAUCCCUUCACCAGGUCAGGUCGCCCAGAAGCAGGAGCUGCAUGGACCAGCACAGCCAGAGUUUGGAUGACAUCCGCCUUUACAAGCACCAGCACCCACCACUAAGUGCCACACUGUCUUCAGACACGUCCCACAGCUACACGUUUGGCUGCAGCCUGGAGGAUAAGCUGUCUAUUUAUGGCUGUGUUUAUUCCACAGCAGACUGCAAAACCAAGUCUGCCCUUUAUGGGAAGCGGUCCAUGAACUGCCUCUCCUUAGAUCUUCUGGGAGAGGACCAGCUCCCAGAGGAGUUUGUGGUGUAAUGAGAUUGGAGCUCUUCCAUACCAGGAAACAGCUCAUUAUGGAAAUAUAUACCUCAUUCACACAUGUGAUGCCACUCUGGUUCUUGCAGGAGAUUGUGAGCGGUUUUGUUAUUCAGCUCCGUAUCAGUAAGUGGCAUCACUUCUGCAGACCUGACUACAGGGCAAAUCAACGAGUGUAGCACUUAACGUUGACAUUGGAAGUGUCUGUCUGAGCAGAAAAUGGAAGCAGCCUGCACUAUUAGCAGUGACUCAACCAACAUAACCAAAAAAACAGCGGACCAAAACUGACGCUGAGCUGGUAAAGCAAACUCUGUCUAAAUGGGUUAAUCAGAAAGAAAUUUAAAGUCUAUGUCAGUUUAUCUUCCUGCCUUUGUCUUGUGGUCCAUGUCUGUUAAUGCUAGUGUACAGAUAGUUUGGUUGUCUUCAGUUUGUGCUGCUGCAACUCUGCCAACAGCUGUAAGGCCAGGAUAUACUCUGAGCACAUUUGGAGGGCUGUGUAUGGAAGUGUCUGGCCUGUUUCUAUUAUAAUGAACGCAGGUUGCCUAUUUGCUUCACUGGGAGCAAGACCUGCUCUGCCAGGAGUUUAUUCCUCUUUUUUGUUGUUGUUUUGGUUUUUUCUAAGCAUCCAGCCAAAUACAAUAUGCGGCCUUUUUUUUUUUUUCUUUUUUUUCUUUACUGCAACAAAUGGAACUAUCUCUCAGCUGUCUACUACUGCUGUGGUGCAGAUUGAUAAAUAAAUGCUUAUAUCCUUGGGGAGAUGGGGAGAGGAUAAAACAAAUGACUUGGCUGCUUCUGAGAGUACAGAAGACAAGUUAAGAGUGUUAAUUGACUGCCUUUUGAAGACAGGAGUGUGACUGGAGAAUUUGUCCAGGCAUGAUCACCCCUUACUUUGAUUCAUACUUUUAUGUUAUUUUUUUUGUUUGUUUGUUUUUAAUAAAUCUGUUCCUUAGAAAUUUUUCCUCUGCUUAGAAGGCAAGUAUGGACUGGAGAAAGUUGCCUUGUAAGGACAGACAGAGUGACAGUGUCCCACUUAGUCAUGGAUAGGUCAUGCAAAUAUGUGUGUGUGAUGCUGCAGGGCUGAUGAUGGUGGAAGUGUAGGCUGUUUGUGUGCCAGACUGAGGAUACUUGUUUGGUGUUCUUGAGAGUGGUGGAGCUGGCUGUGCUGGCUCUCACUAGGAAAAUAAUGAUAAUGAUUCAGGCAUUUGGUGUGAGAAACAUCCUGCUACCUUGUUACAUACAAAUAAACGUGUUUGAUUUCCUCCCCUAUCUUUCCCCAGUACCUCCUCUCUCAUCAGUUCUCAGCAUUUGGGAAGCUUGUACUUGAAGGUACAAGCUUGAAGGUACACAGGUGUAACCUGUGCCCAGCUUUUGACAACCUUGCAGGUGUGUUUUGGCAAAUUCUAAAAGCUAGGGGAUCCUAUUCUGCUGGUUGAGGAAGUGUGUGUUGUGCAGUGUUGAUCACUCAAAAGCUGAAGAUAGACAAACUCAGGAGGGGAAGGAAAGCCAGACCAUGAUGAGGAAGGUUUGAGCUGCUGCUUUGAUGGUGGGCUUGCAGGCUUAGUAGUUGUCUGGUAAAUUCCAUUCCCAUAAGCUGUUAAAAUAGCUAAUCCAUGGAGUCCAUCAUCUCACUAUUUCUAUGCAAGUGUGAGUGUGGUGUAGAGACAGAGCAUGCAGGUGUAUCUGCAUUUGCUGAAGUGGCAUCAGAGGCUGUACUUCGUCUGAGAUGAAUCCAGCACUAAACCCUAGCUGUGUGUUUGAGGAAUGAACGGUGGGCACAGGCUCACUGCAGCCAUGACUUAAUUGACUGUGCCCUCUUUGAUCACACUGUUCUUUCUUUUUGUAAUGAAAAUUAGGAGCUGAGUGUUCACUGUAGCCUCUUUUCCUUUGUUCCAAACAAAGCCAAAAUGCCUUUACUAAGUACUUGGGGUAUGUUUACUGCAUCCAAAAUAAACUCUCCUAAAUGGAUCUAAAUGGAUAAAGAAAAUCUGGCUGCUGUCUGCUCUUGAACAGUCCAGUCAAGCCUCCCGCUGUCUGUCGCUCUCUGUUACCUGGGUCCUGUUUGGCUGUAAGCCACGGCGGAUGGCCAGAGCCAGAGUCCAGGAGGCCAGUGGCUGCACUGCAGGGAGCAGCCCUGUAGCAGUGCAAGAGCCUGGCUUUUGCAUCCACCGCAGAGCUGGAGCAGUGGGUCUUACUGCGGCAAUGCCCAUCUGCCUGUGGAAAAGGUUGGGGGGCAAGGUUUGGAGCAACAGCCCUGCUAAACUCUCCUACCCGUGCAGACCUAUGGUUACUUGUGGUUCUGGUAGUGGUUGUUAAUAAGACAAAAAGGUCAAAAAUCAGUGUGUAGUUGUUUGGAAAACUGUCAUAAAAUGCAUGUGCACCAUGUGCACAUUUGUCUCAAAGACAAUCACGUUCACACCUGCUUAACACAGCCUAACCACAUCACUGAAGUGUUUAUUGCCACCAGGCAGCUUGGUAUUCUGAUUUUGCAGCUAACAGGCUUCCAAAGGAUUUGGCGAAGUGCUGUAAUGCUGCUGCCACUGUUACAAAAUACAGCAGUGCCUGAAAACAGUGUAAUUGACUUGCAUGAGCAUCCACUGCCUUGUAUGUACCUGUAUUCGUGGCUGGUGGGGAAGGCAAAUUCCACAGGUCUGGCCAUCUUCUUCUCUCAGUGGUGUGUGCAGACCCCUCCAGUACUAUAAGUGAUAUAUGCAUAUGAAGGGGAGACCAGACACUUUUGUGUAUAGACUGAGAAUGAAUUAAUAUCUUCCGAGCACUGUGAAUAUCUAUUAUGCAACUUUUUGUAUUCAUAUUAAAAACCCCACACACCUGUUUUUGCUAGUAGUAGGGUUUUUUUGUUUGUUUGUUUGUUUGUCUUUGGAUUUAGAAGGUCUCUUUUUAUUUUUGGGUUUGAUAGUUUGGUAGACUUUAGUGUGUAAACAUUUAUCAGUUAGAAACUAGCUGCCAAUACUUGUACAUAUUUGUAAAAUACUCGUGGUAUAAUCACUCUAUUUUAAUGGUAAAAGUUUCUCCUUUCCAUGAAAGGAAUUGCUUGUUUAAAAUAAAAAUAAUUAUAUGUACACCUGCAAUA